Adelges cooleyi (spruce gall adelgid) is the source of this 1619-nucleotide messenger RNA. Its product is annotated as dynein assembly factor with WDR repeat domains 1-like. Gene Ontology annotation, biological process: proteasome-mediated ubiquitin-dependent protein catabolic process; ubiquitin recycling. NCBI's taxonomy places the organism in Eukaryota, Metazoa, Arthropoda, Insecta, Hemiptera, Adelgidae. The record is from RefSeq and is a predicted model, not a curated record. Gene Ontology annotation, molecular function: ubiquitin binding. Gene Ontology annotation, cellular component: nucleus; cytoplasm. The transcript is spliced from 8 exons. Bases 586 to 1428 code for a protein of 280 amino acids.
CUUAUAACUAAAUUAUUUUGAUUACAUCUCUAGAGUUAAAUAUGAUUAAAUACAGGAUAUUAUAUGAAGUUAUUAAAAUUAUAUCUAAGAUAUUAUCCUCCAGGUAUUAUUUUGGAAUACUUCACAAAAGGAAAGAUAAAACGGAAAAUUUUAGAUUUAUUGGACAUAGAACAAGGGACUAAUGUUGAGAUUUUAGCUGCUCAAAUUGCAAGUAAAGAACCGUUGAUUUCUCCUAAAGUAUUACCUAAGCUUUCAGGAAUACUACAGAAAAUCAAAGAUAAUUCAUUUAAGAGCGAACUGUCAAAUUUAAGUGUUCGUGGAAUUCUGAAAGGUCAUUUAUUGCCAAUAACUAAUGUGUCUAUUGACAAACACGGAACAAUAUGUGCUACUGGAAGUUAUGAUCGAACGUGUAAAAUUUGGAAUAUUUCAACCAGUAAAGAAUGUCAAACACUUAAGGGUCAUGAAAAUGCAGUGUAUACGGUUUCAUUAAACAUCCCAAAAAGGCUAGUAAAAAAAAAUUUAUGUAUUAUAAUGAUUUUAUUUUAAGUAGUUUAUAAGACGCAAUAAUUUUAAAUUGGGCUCAAUAUGAAUAAAAUAGAAUUGGUAUUGACUGUAUUUAGAGUUUUGACUGGGUCUUUUGACAAAACAGCCAAAAUAUGGUCUAUUGAUAAUGGUGAUGAGUGUUUAUGUACAAUGUAUGGGCAUACGGGGGAGAUUGUUGCGACAGAUAUUAGUGACUGCAAACAAAUAGUGGCUACAUCUUCUAUGGAUAAAACCACAAGAUUAUUCAGUACUGCAACAGGUCAGACAUUAGAAGUAUUAAAAGGGCACAUAGGUGAAGUUAUUGUGAAUCAGUUUAAUUAUGAUGGUUCUAAUAUAAUAACAGGAUCAUUUGAUGGUACGAUUAAACUUUGGGAUACACGUGUUGCCAAAUGUAUAACAACUUUAACUGGACACACAGCAGAGUUAAGUACAUGCUGUUAUAACUUUGAAUUCAGUACAAUUGCCAGCGGGUCAUUAGACAAUACAGCCAAAAUUUGGGAUUUAAGGACUAACAGUUGUCGUACGACUAUCAUUGGCCACACAGAUGAGGUACUAGAUGUUUCUUUUGAUUUGGUCGGGCGUCGUUUGGCUACAGCUAGCAGUGAUUGUAAUGCUUGUGUUUGGGACGUAAAUAAUGGGGACUUGAUUUCAGCUAUGAUAGGCCAUUCAAAAGAAGUAUCAAAGGUAUUUUGGGAACCAGCAGGAAAACAUUUAUUGACAGCCUCACAGGAUAAUAGUGCUAUGUUAUGGAAUACUGAAACAGGAGAAUGUACUCAAAAACUUGAAAAGCAUUCUGAUCACGUUUUUUCAGUAAACAUGAGUUAUCACGGAGAUGUAAUUUUAACAGCAUCUAAAGAUAAUUCUUGCUGUAUUUGGAAACCAUAGAUAUUUACUAAUAUAGAUAGCCGUUCUAGCCUUUAUUCUAAAACUAGGUAAACAAAACAUAAUAGAAGUAAUAAAAUAUGUUAUUUAAUUUAACUCAAUUAAAAAAACGGGUUAUUUCAACGUUUUGUUUACCGAGUCUAUCCAGCAUACGGCGUUAUGUUUAUAUAAAACACUUAAAUAUUAAAAUAAUA